This is a messenger RNA of Aspergillus affinis, 1158 nucleotides long. Its product is annotated as NAD(P)/FAD-dependent oxidoreductase. Lineage: Eukaryota; Fungi; Ascomycota; Eurotiomycetes; Eurotiales; Aspergillaceae. The transcript has 2 exons. Gene Ontology annotation, molecular function: oxidoreductase activity. Gene Ontology annotation, cellular component: cytoplasm. The record is from RefSeq and is a predicted model, not a curated record. The coding region runs from base 1 to 1158 and encodes 385 amino acids.
AUGUUGGCCGAAGAAUUCCCCACCACUCCUCUCCGUCAGCAUUAUGAUGUAGUGAUUGUCGGCGGUGCCACCAGCGGCUCUUCCAUCGCAUGGCACCUGAUCACGAACCCUGACUUCAAGAGAUCAGUGCUCGUCGUCGAACGGAAUCCAUCGCUACAGCACUCCGCUACCAAAGCGAGUAACUAUUGCAUGCGACAACAAUUUGCAACGGCCAUCAACGUCCAGAUUGCUCAGUACGCCGCCGAAUUCGUCAAACGUUUCGGUAACGAGUUUCCGCCGGACGCGUGCGUGUCGGAUGCCCCGAUCCGCAACUUUGGAUAUCUCUAUUUAUCGGACUCGGAGAGCUUCACGGAGGUGUUGAAAAAGGACCAGGAAUUGCAGGCGAGCUGUGGAGCUGGCACGCAGAUCAUACCAAGGGCCGAGAUCAAGGAGAAGUACCCAUUCUUCUUCACGGAUGACAUUCACACUGGAAGUCUUAACCUCGUCGACGAGGGUGCUUUCAAUGCCCUCUGGAUGAUUGAAUGGUUACGUCGAACAGCCCGUGAGAAGGGGGUGGAGUAUAUCAGCAAUGAGGUCGUUGGUGUGAAUCUGGUUAACGCUGCAGGAACUCGCGCUGCCACUGUCUCGAGACUAGGGGAAAUUGAUCUCCCCAUCGAGGCUAGACGACGGUACACCUACAUCUUCGAAGUCGACGAGCCACUCCCGCAAGAUUUGCCCCUAACCAUCGAUCCAUCGGGCGUUCAUCUCCGCUCGUAUGGCGCCAAAGACUACCUAGUUGGCUGCCCACCCAUUGGUCCCGACACUGCGGUGGAUGUGAACGAUUUCAGCUUCGCGGAAAAUGCUCGGGAAGAGAAGAUCUUGCCGGUGAUCACUCGCCGGGUUCCUCAAUUCGCCAGUGCACGGGUGACAAACUCCUGGAUGGGUCACUAUGAGUUCAACACGUUUGACCACAAUGCUAUUGUUGGCCCGCAUAGCGAAGUUAGCAAUUUGUUCUUCUGUGUCGGCUUCUCUGGCCAUGGCAGUCAGCAGGCUCCGGCCUGCGGACGUGGCAUGGCUGAGUUGAUCGUGUACGGAGCAUUCCAGACGCUUGACCUGAGUGUGCUUUCCUAUAAGAGAAUAGUGGAAAACCGUCCUCUGACGGAGUGCGCAGUCAUAUAA